AUGUCAAUCUGCAACCAAGACAGAAACGAAAAUGAGCCCAGCGACCAGAGUGUCAAGGAUACCGAAGAUCCACAGGCUACUAUUGUCGGCGGAUGGUUAAGCACUCCUGUCCUCUUAUCGCAUUACACCCCAGAAGAUCUUGACAAAGUAGUGAGACUCUGCGUUGGCCAACCUCCAUCGGCGCUGGUGGGUGCGGGACACAAGCAAGGAUUUCUCUGGCUCGAUCAAGCCGGGGUUGACCAGCGCGACGUGUCGCCCCGCAACACCGAGCUGCGGCGGCAGGGCCUCAUCUUUCAGAACGCAAAGCAUUCUUUCGUCUGGUUCACGAGGCUCAACAGGAAUUCCCUGGCCGCAAUCUGCAACGGGCUCAUUGCAGCGUCGCAGGAGGCACAAGAAGUGCGUCUCGAGCGCACAACCACAGACAAGACUCCGAUGUCGUGGGUCUCAACAACUACGUCUCUCGUCCUUGAUCUGGUAAAGGACCCGUGGUUUCGAGGUUUGUGGACUCUCCAGGAGGCCUUUUUCUCGGCGGAUGCCUUCCUGGUCUCAAAAGAAGCCCAACUCAUCGAAAUUUCCCGUGAUGAUGGUCAGCAAGCCGCGACCCUUCGCACCCUGACCGACGCAUGCCGCACCAUUCUGCGUUGUUGUCAAGACGAUCUUCACCCAAACAAAUCGCAACCCACACAUAUCUUCGAAGCAGUCAGAAUAUGUGUGCAGAUUCUAAAGAUUUCGGGGCUUGCCACACUGGCAUUCCCACAUCCCAUCAACUUCUACUCUGCCGCGCGCUACCGUCUAACAACUGCGGGCGACUUGGAUUAUUUGGAAGCAAUCACGCAGAUCUUUGGCGUUGAGCUGGAUUUGUAUGGCGAAGACCGCGCUUCGAAUCCCGUGUGUGCAGGGGAAAUGGAGGUUCGCAUCGGCGCUCUGAUGUUUGAGAAUGACCCUGAGGACUAA
Molecule: messenger RNA, 954 nt
Organism: Diaporthe citri
Lineage: Eukaryota; Fungi; Ascomycota; Sordariomycetes; Diaporthales; Diaporthaceae
Exons: 3
Coding region: 1-954 (317 amino acids)
Source: RefSeq, a predicted model, not a curated record